AUGAUUUCACUUAUUUUCUUAAACACUGCUUUUGUCUUUGCAUUUGGUUAUAACCAGGAUUUAGCUAACAUUACCAUUGACUACAUGUUGUACAAGGAUAUCAAAUACGUGUCUUACUUUACAUGUGGGAGUAAUUACUACAGCGCCAUCCUCGCAUACAAAUUAACAAAACAGGACAUCCGAAUAUCGGUGGGCCGUAUUGACGAGGACAUGAAUAUUGAUCUCAAGCGGUUACUGCAUCAGUACACCGUGCCCGUCGGCGUCCUGCUGGAUGGCUAUUGUGACAACACACAGCGUGUCAUUGACCAGGCCUCAACACACAAAUUAUUCGACGGUGUUCACGCAUGGCUUAUAUUCACCAACAUCACAGACUCCGCAAAUUUAACUGAAUAUAUUGACAACACAUUUUCAAUGGUUAAUCUGAGUAUUGAUGCUGAUAUCGCCAUUGUUGCAUAUAGUGGGUUGGAUAUUAUGCUAAAUGGAUACAAAUACUACGACCGCUGGGAUUUCCAUAAUUUGACCCUCCGUGCGAUAUCAGUGAUUGUAGAGAGACCCAAAGAGUUCAGUCCGGAUAUUUUAUCGGAGAUUGGGUACACUGCUGGAGUGGCGGCGAUGACGAAAAUUACAUCACAACUGCUAAACAUUUUGAAAGAGCAACAUAAUUUCAGGACUAAAAUAUACUAUCUCAUGCCCAACAAAGGAGUCGGAGACUAUGAGAACCAGUUCCUUUCUCCAAUGUCUUACGGCGUUUGGUUGUGCGCGCUGUUUAGUUGCAUCGCUUGCACAAUGGUUUUGGCUGGAGCAGCUCUGAUGGAGAACAGGCCAGAACCUGGAACAUAUGCAUUCUUUAGUGUCUUUGCUAUCUUGUGUCAAGACGCUUUUGAAGACGGAGUCCCCUUACCAGAAGAGAAAGAAAGCCAAGGUCGUCGGUUGACAUUAAUGGUGAUUGGCGUCAUGAGCAUGCUGUUGUACAAUUAUUAUACAAGUAGUGUCGUGUCGUGGCUCCUGAAUGCAGCAGCUCCUUCUAUUGCCAAUCUCGAUGGGCUCAUAAAUAGUGAUUUUGAAAUCAUAUUUGAAGAUAUUGGCUACACCAGGGGUUGGCUUGACAAUCCUGGAUUCUUUUACUACAGUGGCUUUACAAACCCAAAAGAAGAUGAACUAAGAGACAAAAAGGUGAUAAACGGUAAAAGGACUGUUGAUGUUCUGCAGUCUGUCAACAAUGGGAUUGAACUCGUGCGCACAGGCAAAUAUGCGUUCCACACUGAGCCCUACACAGCAAGCCAAGUUAUCUCUAAGACUUUUGAGGAAGAGGACCUCUGUAACCUCGGUGCCUUGCAGAUGAUGAUGCCCGCCCACGUCUACAUUAUGGUACAGAAGAAAAGCCCCUAUAAAGAAUUUUUAGAUUGGAGUUUAUUGCGAUUGACUGAGCGUGGCCACAUGAAAGCUACUCGAGCUCGUUUUGCCGGCACGAUUCCUGCUUGUUCCGGCAUCAAGCCGCGCGCACUUGCUCUUGGUCAGGCCGCUCCUGCCUUUUUGCUGUUGUUUGAGAUGACCGUUCUGGCUUGGAUGAUUUUUGCUCUCGAAGUGUUAUGGCAUAAGAGGUAA
Arctia plantaginis is the source of this 1605-nucleotide messenger RNA. The record is from the annotation of a GenBank genome assembly. Lineage: Eukaryota; Metazoa; Arthropoda; Insecta; Lepidoptera; Erebidae.